Messenger RNA from Octodon degus (degu), 826 nucleotides. Its product is annotated as FGGY carbohydrate kinase domain-containing protein-like. Bases 59 to 826 code for a protein of 255 amino acids. The record is from RefSeq and is a predicted model, not a curated record. The transcript has 8 exons. Gene Ontology annotation, molecular function: kinase activity. Gene Ontology annotation, biological process: carbohydrate metabolic process. NCBI's taxonomy places the organism in Eukaryota, Metazoa, Chordata, Mammalia, Rodentia, Octodontidae.
CUGUGCGAGGCCGUUCGCCAGCCGCCCAUCACUUCUGAGGGGAAGUGGAGGGACUGUCAUGUCUUGUGCCAAGCAGGAGCCAGGCAGCUACUAUGUGGGCGUGGAUGUUGGAACAGGCAGUGUCCGUGCAGCUCUGGUGGACCAGAGCGGGGUGCUCUUGGCUUUUGCAGACCAGCCAAUUACCAAAUGGGAGCCUCAGUUCAACCACCAUGAGCAGUCAUCUGAGGAUAUCUGGGCCGCUUGCUGUGUUGUCACAAAGAAAGUUGUACAAGGGAUCAAUUUAAGCCGGAUUCGAGGACUUGGGUUUGAUGCCACGUGUUCUUUGGUUGUCUUGGAUAAGCAGUUUCGCCCUUUACCUGUGAACUGUGAAGGGGAUUGCCAUCGAAACAUCAUCAUGUGGCUGGACCACCGAGCUGUCAGUCAGGUCCAAAGGAUCAACGAGACCAAGCACAGUGUUCUUCAGUAUGUGGGGGGCCUGAUGUCUGUGGAAAUGCAGGCCCCAAAGCUCCUGUGGCUAAAAGAGAACUUGAAAGAGACUUGCUGGGAUAAGGCGGGAUAUUUCUUUGAUCUACCAGACUUUUUAUCGUGGAAAGCAACAGGUGUCACAGCACGGUCUCUCUGUUCCCUGGUGUGUAAAUGGACGUACUCAGCAGAGAAAGGCUGGGAUGACAGUUUCUGGAAGAUGAUUGGUUUGGAAGACUUUGUUGCUGAUAACUACAGCAAAAUAGAUAAGGAAACUGAAGCUCAGAAAGUGGGACCCGCUACUCCAUCAUCUUUGUUUCCUCAAGUCUUUAAGCCUUCUUAUGAACACUCUCUGUCUCUGUGA